Molecule: messenger RNA, 363 nt
Organism: Suillus subalutaceus
Lineage: Eukaryota; Fungi; Basidiomycota; Agaricomycetes; Boletales; Suillaceae
Exons: 4
Coding region: 1-363 (120 amino acids)
Source: RefSeq, a predicted model, not a curated record
AUGUCGUCGGUGACCGUAACCAUUUUCAUCGAGCGUGUCUUCACCUCGUCUUCACCCUCCAGUCGUCUUCAUUUCGAGAAUGCUGUGAGAUUGAGGGCGGACGACUCUGUCCUUCACGUCUACAAGGAUGUUUUCUAUAACAUUCCAGUACAAGUCAAACCCUCUCAAAGCAUGUUCUAUGUCACCCGUGGGUCUCACAUUGGUGUAGUGGCAGGCUGGGAGAAUGCACUCAACUGCGUUCUGGGUGUCGCUGGUGCUGUUUACCAUGAGGUUGAGUCUGUUGCAAUUGGGGAGGAAAAAGUCAGGAUUGCCAUCGAUGAAGGACGAAUUAAGAUGGUGGAACCCUGGGCCUUCGAUGAGUAA